Molecule: messenger RNA, 1194 nt
Organism: Penicillium atrosanguineum
Lineage: Eukaryota; Fungi; Ascomycota; Eurotiomycetes; Eurotiales; Aspergillaceae
Product: arrestin family protein
Exons: 5
Coding region: 1-1194 (397 amino acids)
Biological process (GO): ubiquitin-dependent endocytosis
Cellular component (GO): cytosol; plasma membrane; cytoplasm
Molecular function (GO): ubiquitin protein ligase binding; protein-macromolecule adaptor activity
Source: RefSeq, a predicted model, not a curated record
AUGUUCUGCAAGAACAAGGCAAGCUAUGAGCUUAGUCUCGAGAAGUCAUGCUUCUUUAUACCAAGAGCUCAGACUACUGAGUCCUCAACCUCGGUCUCGGGGCAGUUCUGCAUCUCUCUGUGCCAAAAUGUCUAUAUUAAGAGCAUUAAGGUGCGCCUUCGGGGUAUACUCACGAUCCCCGGCGAUGGCUUUCUAGUGACUGAACGCGCCCAACACCGCACGUUCGAACUAGAGCAACCGAUCGCAUCCUCAAGAGGCCGUCGCUCAUUCUCCAUGGCAGCCGGAAACUACAAGUUCCCUUUCAGCAUCCCCUUACCAGCAGAUAUAUCCGACUCAUCAUUCGGCCCGAACAAAUACCACACAUACCAAGUCGACGCCGUCAUCAACCGCCCCUAUCUCAAAGACAUCGUGAUCUCCCAACCACUCCAGAUCUACAAAUAUAGCUCCGAGCUCGAGAACCCAGACUCAAUCCCCUACGUCUCUCCGACAGAAGAGUCCCAAACAGAACACGCCCACGGUCUCAACCACCGCAUAACCCUCCCAUCAAACCAGAUCCCCUUUGGCUCCGUCUUCCCAGUCAACAUAGCCCUCUGGACAGGCUCAGAAAAACAAACAACCCUCUCCAAAAUCACAAUCGAGGUCAUCGAGAAACAUAACCUCAAAAUCGAUGCUACAGCAGCCCAGUCCGCGCGCUACAAUAUCCACACCAUUCGCUCCGCGCGAAGCCACACGCUCGUAUCGAAGAAGUUUGAUUUCGAGGAAUCCCCGAAUACGGACUGGAGGGUUUGUAAGAUGAUUCGGUUGCCGCAGGCGCUGGAUGAGGCUUCGCAGAGUAUCAGUACCAAGACGAUUAAGAUUGAGCAUAUUCUUGCUGUCAGGGCUGAAUUUAGGAGUGUGGAUGGAAAUGAACAGAGUGAUGUUGAGAUUACUGAAAGCGUUCCGUUUAAUAUUUAUAUGACGCCAAGUACGAUUGGAUCUGAUGCGCUGGUGAGGGGGAAGGUGUUGCAGGAUUGUAGUAAUCCGCCUCCGGCGUAUGGUGAUCAUGUUUCGUGUCCUAGGCUGUUGGAGGUGGAUUUGGAGUCCGUACUAGGGAAUCAGAGCCAUGUUUUGAGAGCGUUGGAGAGUGGGACUUGUAGGGAGGUCUUUGCGGAUGUUGAACCUCCUGUUUAUGCUUCUUUGGGGGUUGUAUCUUGA